Molecule: messenger RNA, 1455 nt
Organism: Harmonia axyridis
Lineage: Eukaryota; Metazoa; Arthropoda; Insecta; Coleoptera; Coccinellidae
Exons: 6
Coding region: 171-1229 (352 amino acids)
Source: RefSeq, a predicted model, not a curated record
UUACUCUCACUAUAUAGAGUGGGUCGAAUCGAAGAAUCGUCGCAAGAUCUCUUUCUCCAGCAAAUUUCAGUUCAAUUUCAACUCUCUAUCUACUCAAAUAUUUUUUCUCCACCCACCUCGAAAGUAACUUGAAAAUUUCGCGAAUUUGUGAAUCUAAUGAAAUUGUGAUCAUGAAGUUCGAAUUGCUUUUGGCAAAGAUAGUUCUCGUUACCUUUUGUGUUGAUAUGGUACAAUCCCAAUACUUCGAUGAUAGUCCUGAAGAACGUCGAAGAGGUGGUAACAGACGAAGACCUUGCAUUUUCAAAACCAAGAAAAAAGGAAAUCAAGAAGGGCGAACAUUUUUCGACUGGAAUUUUCAGCAAUACGACAUAAGCUACACCAACAACUACAACAUAGACUGUACUGGAGGCUCAGGAGGAGGUAGUAACAACCAUCCAGGUUUGUUAAGUUCCCAUUUUCAAGGAGGUCAGAGCCAGCAUCCAGGCAUUCUUGGAUCCCAUUUUCAAGGAGGCCCGAGCCAACACCAAGGCCUUCUUGGAUCUCAUUUUCAAGGAGGUGGACUGUUCGGGUCUCACAAUCAGAAUAGUGGAGGAAGUUUGUUAGGAUCUCUAUUCAAUAAACCUCAAGGAGGUUUGAUUAAUAAUAUUCCAGGAAUUUCACAGAUUGGAAAUGGGAUAAGCCAAACGCAGUCACAAACACAAGCAGUAAGCGACGAAUCUUCGUUCAAUCCUUCGGGAUUCCUAAAUCCUAACAGACCAAUACUCAGUGGCGUCGGUGCUCUUAUUGGAAAUAUACCACAUAAUCCAGUGGCACAAGGAAUAGGGAGUAUCGGAGAGGGAAUAGGAUCCAUUCUUCAAUUAAUCCCUCAGACUGUGCAGAGCUUCACUUCCAGUCAAAGUUCAAGUGGUGGAUUCUUUCCACAGGGAAUCUUCAGCAGCUUCGGUAACUUCUUCAACAGACCUUCGUCACAAGGUUACCCAUCUCAAGGUUCCUCUUCGCAAAGUUCUCCAUUCCCAAGCCAAAACGUACCCCAAGUGACGACCCCUAGCGACCCUGACGAUAUAAUUUACAACGACGAAACCGUCACACCUGUUAACACUAAUUAUGAUCCCGUUCCAGAUGCCUACAACAACGCAGGGAGGCCAGGAAGACCUAGACCGGGUAUAUAUUACAACCAAAAUAGUUAUUACAACAAAUUAUCCCCUUAUUCAAAGAAGAGAGGCUACUGAACCAGCCAUCUGUAAAUAAUUUCUCUGAGUGGUGAGAAAGACUCGAGGAUACACUACAAACUGUCACCAUGUAUUCUUCUUCUGUUCUCUAAUGGGAAUAAUUGGAAAAUGUGACGUUACUUCCGAAAACAUAAUUGAAUGAUCAUUUACAGUGGCUCAUUAUUUGUGACGCUGCCAAUUACCUAUUAUUAUUGUUAAUGAUUCCAAUAAAAAUGUAUUUAUUAUA